UCUUAAACAGCUUCCUAAUCAAGUUCCCUGUGCGCAGUGAGUGAUGUAGUGUGUGAAGUUCAGGAGGUGGUUUGGGACACAAUCGGAAAUGAGACAGUCCUGAAGUGACAUAGUUUAUUUUCAAGUUGCUGUUGUUUGUUUGUUUUAUUGUGAAAUCUCUGGGGAAAUCACCUGAAGCGCGCGCGAUGCUGCACACGGAGUCGGAGCCGGUGCUGUACCGGCUCGCGCGCCUGCUCUGCGGCGUGUCCACGCACUUCCUGUGCGCCGCUUUCACCGGAUGUGUGGGGAUCCUGUCUAAACCGGGCUCCAGUUUGUUUUCUUGGCACCCUUUUCUGAUGACCUUGGCGUUCUCGUUUUUCAUGACCGAGGCGAUCCUGCUGUUCUCGCCGCACGCCUCUCCCGCGGGUAAACUCAAGCACCAGGCGAAAUCGCGGCUGCACUGGAUCCUGCAGUGUUCCUGCGCGACCUGCGCGUUGCUCGGGUUCGGAGUCAUAUUCUACAACAAGCACGCGAACGGCAAGCCGCACUUCUCCACCUGGCACGGGCUGGUGGGCGUGGUCACCGUGGGCGUGGUGACGCUGCAGUCGGUGGGGGGGCUGCCCCUGAUCUACCACAAACUGGUUAAAGGCUGGUCACUGGCCAAGCUGAAGCGCUACCACGCCGCCGCCGGCCUCGUCACCUACCUGCUGGGGAGCGCCAGCCUGCUCCUGGGCACCUGCUCCGCCUGGUUCAUAUCAAGCGUCGGGGGGAACACCUGGUACGUCGCCGCGCUAUGCCCCGCCCUCUCCGCCAUCACCAUCAUGAGCCAAGUGACCAACGCGUACAUGGCCAAGAAACGCCUACAGUCGUAAAUCAGGAGUCGAUACAGAGACCCCCGAACAUUUAAUCUGAAGCAGAAUAAAGCGCUGGGGGGGAAGGGGGGCAAUUCUUGUUCUUUUGCCACAAAACAAAUGGAUAACGAAGAGUUCAUGAUAAAAACUGUUAAAGUGUGACGGUUUCACUUCAGUAAAUAUUUCUGUAGAAAAAUGAUAAUUAUACUAAACAAAAGAUUCUACUUUUAUACUCAUGGUACUUUUAUACUCAGUGUGUCAGCAUGUCGUUAUGUGUGUGAUGAGACCAUAAAGGUUGUGAUGGAGAGAAUAAAUAAAUAAAAUGUUUCAAAUACGACAAGAAAUGCUGAAUUUAUUUUUUUUGUUUCUGUUAAAACAACAUUAAAUAAAUACAAUGUCAUUUUAAUCUCAGAGUCUGUGCUAAAUACAAGAGCUGAUGAGUGUCCAUUUGUACUGUGUGUGUGUGUGAGCUCUUGUCCUGAUCUGUCACAGAUACUGGUCUUAAACACACCAGAAAAAAAAGAAAAAGAAUAAGUCCACAAUCUUAACGUUACUUCUGGCAGAAACGUAAAGGGGUCGUUUUUUUUCCUUUAAAAGGCAGACAAAAAUGUAAAAAAAUAUAAAGUAGGAAAUCAUAAAUAAAUAAUUCUGGUGAAAUCAUACAUAAUUGAAAAAGUAAGCAAAUUAGUUAUGCCUAAUUUGAUGAAAAAAAAAAAAAAA
Molecule: messenger RNA, 1550 nt
Organism: Clarias gariepinus (North African catfish)
Lineage: Eukaryota; Metazoa; Chordata; Actinopteri; Siluriformes; Clariidae
Gene: cyb561d2
Product: transmembrane reductase CYB561D2
Exons: 3
Coding region: 186-851 (221 amino acids)
Cellular component (GO): endoplasmic reticulum
Molecular function (GO): transmembrane monodehydroascorbate reductase activity
Source: RefSeq, a predicted model, not a curated record